This is a messenger RNA of Fusarium falciforme, 1440 nucleotides long. RefSeq lists its product as hypothetical. Bases 1 to 1440 code for a protein of 479 amino acids. NCBI's taxonomy places the organism in Eukaryota, Fungi, Ascomycota, Sordariomycetes, Hypocreales, Nectriaceae. The record is from RefSeq and is a predicted model, not a curated record. The transcript is spliced from 2 exons.
AUGACUGCCCACAGCAGCAUCGAUGUCAGGGCGACGGCCGCCCGCGAUGCGACUUCCGCCGGCCAGCGUGGCGACACAAAUGACGGUGAUACGACAAGUCAAGUCGUCGGAACAUCCCUGAACGACGCGCAUCGGGCAGGCAAGGAAGCCUCGCCCAGAUUGCAAUCUUCAAGAUUGGAGGCUCUCCCUCCUGAGCUGAGAUUAAGACUCCUCUUGUCCAUGCCAGAUCUACAAACUCUCCGAUCCCUCGUCCACGCUUCUCCAACGCUACAUGCUCAGUACUGGCAUAGCCGAGAUAGGAUUCUGCGAGCUUUUAUAGGCCGUGAACUCGAUGGAUUUCUUAUCGACGCGUACGUCACUCAAAUGUCUCGGUCACAUGAGCUAGGUUCACCACGGACCAACGAGAAGAUUGCUGAGUUUACCGACACCUAUGGCGAUUGGCUAUCUGCCCCAGAGUCAUCUCCAGACUUGAACUCGAUAGAACCCGAAAGACUCCGUUCCAUGUCGACGUUCUACUUGUCGGUCGCCCAGCCCUUGGCUCAUCAAUACUGUGAAUGGGCACUUGGAAACUUCAUACCGGCUAUCUUGGACUUUGUAGCCCUGACAAACCCUAAACCAACAGCAGAAGCCCUUGGUAUUAAUGACCUGAACCCCCAACGAAGCGAACUGAUUCGCGUUUUCCGUGCCAUCUAUCGAUACGAGACGUAUUACAACCUCUUUGGAUGCAACGAGGGCAAACGUGAAGGUGCGCCGUUCACCAUGGACUGGACGAACCACCUAUUGUUGUAUCGUUUCGAGCCUUGGGAGGCCGAGGCCGUGGCAUGCAUUCACACUUUCAUCUAUGAUAAAUAUGAGGAAAUUUUAGAGCGGUUUGAGGAUAAUUUGCGCCCUCCGAAUGUCAGGUUUACGUUGGAGAAUGGAGUUUACUGCUACGACGAACCCUUUCGUCUCCUAGCCGAGGUCAACGACUAUUUGGAGGGCAUGCUCUCGCGCGGACUACGUACAGCAGUACAGCUAUUGGAGACCCAUGACGACGAGGAGCUUGUUGUCAAGGUGCGGCAAUGUCUUCGUCGCAGUAGAAACCAAGACAGCACUCUAGAAGGUGCCCUGAGCGAAGCCGCCCAGAGUAGCAGAAGAUACGAACUGGAUGUCCCCCCGGACCCCAGAGACGAGAUCGCGAGGGAUAGGCGUUUUAUGGAUUUUACUGGUGAUGCCGUGCCACCGACCGGGCCGCCGUUUGGGUGGGUGCAGCUCUGGGGUGAGGGAUAUGCCAAUAUCUACGGAGAAUAUGUUCCAAAAUCUGUACAGCGAUGGGGCUAUGUCAUGUGGAACAAGGAGCGCUGGGACUUUCCGAUAGGACAUAGGCUUCUAGAGCGGUGGUGUCGAUGGCCCUCCGAUGAUAUUCAGGUGGGCUCCAUGCACUACUCCUGGAGACCAUGA